AUGGCAUACCAAUCGCAGCAAGCCAGCCCCUCACCCCUACAUAUAGAUGCCCCAAAAUCCUUCCAAUCAGAUAAUAUGACCACUAGCAACGAAACAAUUCCAACAAAUCAGAACACCAACAACAACCAUGCCGUAAAGCAACGGCCUCCGCACCCUCGACUAGGAAGACGGCUUCAACGACGGAAAUGUGCAGUGGGGUCAUCCGCAACUGAACCAGCCUGGCUACUUAGCCAGCCGCACGGCUCGGCAUCUCCACGGUAUAACAGACAACUACCACGAUGUUCGCAAUGUGCCCUUAUCUGUAGGAGUGGACAAUCCCCUAGGCGUACGAAUACAUAUAAGACACGGCGCGCUUCACAGAAGAGCCCAUGGAAAGCACAGCGUAUCUCGCCAGUUAUUCAACACGUAGAACCCAGCCUGUACGCCUCACAGUCCCUCUCUAUCACCCAGUCACAAAUUAUGCCGCGCCGCUCCACCCGCCUCAUCCACGACUGGGACGACGGCUUCAACAACGGCUACCCCGAAUGGACACCAUUGUACCCCGACUGGACACCCAUAAUCAACAGAAACUACGGCUAUGUGCGCGAUGUUCCUCCCUUAAGGCGACCGGGACGACCGGGACGUCGCUGUGGGGCUCAUGGUGAUGCGAUCAGUAUGGAGCCUAGUGCCGGGCAGGGGGCGAGGCGGGCGGGGGAGUGGAGCUCGAGGGCGCCGAGGUGGUUGGGGGAGGCUUGGGGGAGGCGAUAG
Messenger RNA from Paraphaeosphaeria sporulosa, 747 nucleotides. RefSeq lists its product as uncharacterized. NCBI's taxonomy places the organism in Eukaryota, Fungi, Ascomycota, Dothideomycetes, Pleosporales, Didymosphaeriaceae. The transcript is spliced from 3 exons. The record is from RefSeq and is a predicted model, not a curated record. Bases 1 to 747 code for a protein of 248 amino acids.